Molecule: messenger RNA, 1516 nt
Organism: Cryptomeria japonica (Japanese cedar)
Lineage: Eukaryota; Viridiplantae; Streptophyta; Pinopsida; Cupressales; Cupressaceae
Product: transcription initiation factor TFIID subunit 7
Exons: 6
Coding region: 410-1024 (204 amino acids)
Biological process (GO): RNA polymerase II preinitiation complex assembly; transcription initiation at RNA polymerase II promoter
Cellular component (GO): transcription factor TFIID complex
Molecular function (GO): RNA polymerase II general transcription initiation factor activity
Source: RefSeq, a predicted model, not a curated record
CCAAACCAAGAAAAAAACAGAGACGACGUUUACAGCUCUUCUGAAUCCACUUGUCGCUGAAAUCAAGCAAGCGCCACCUCGCAGCAUAAACAUAUCAACAAUAUUUUGAGGCUAUGUGUUGAAACCUUGAGUUCUGUCCUCAGACAGCCAAACCUACCAUAUAGGUCAUGGGAUAAACUUUGCUUUUUAAUUCACAAUUAUUUGAAAGAGCAAAUACAUUUUCAAUAACUAUCAAACCUGGCAAAGUUUGAAUCUGGAGGUACUCGAAUUUGCAGAUAAGCGUCAACGAUUUCAUAAAACACCUCGACUGCUGUGGAAUUGCAGAUAGAUUUGGAUUUUCCUCAAGUCUGUGCAGGCAUCUUAUACCCACACAAGUUGAUAUUAUACAGUAUAUAUUUUCCUCUUCAUCAUGGAAGAGCAAUUUAUAUUAAGAGUGCCUACAUCUGUAGCCGAGCGAAUUGAUCAAGUUCUAAGUGAAAAUCCAAUUUCUUCAGACGACAGUUCCCUUGAUUUAUCCUUUUCUGAUGAUGGAAGAACUGGGACCUUUAUUGUUGGCAAUCAGAAGCUUUCUGUUUCCCUCUUGGAUCUUCCAUGCAUUUUGGAGUCCUAUAAAUCAUAUGAUGACAGUGUGCUCAUUAAAACUGCUGAUAUAAGCCAGAUGAUCAUGGUGAGUGAGGAGUGUAGCCCUGAACCAGAGGGCCCAGACUAUAGACAUGGUCUGACACCCCCAAUGCGAGAUGCUCGCAAGCGACGGUUUCGCAGAGAGCCAGAUCUUAAUCCAGAGAUAGUGCAAAGGGUUGAGAAGGAUCUGCUAAGCAUAAUGGCUGGAGGAACAGCGCAUAAUGUUGAUAUUGAGGUUGUUGAGCAGGAAGAAGAUGAAGAGGAUGAAAGGGAAGAAGAGGGUGAGAAAAUGGAUUGUCAGCCACCAGGAAAGGUAAACGUUCCAGAGGCUGAUAUGAAUGAUGUUGAGAUGAAUGAGGAAGCAGAAAAAUCAGAGAGUGACGGUUCAUUUGACACUAUGUGAGGAAUUAUCUGUUCUUGCCAAUUAAACAGCUGGAUUGACAUAUUUGGUUGAAGUGGGUUGAAAUUAGCAACUAUCAUUUUUACUCAAAUUGAGUCGGGAGGAUGUGAAUUCAGGCCAAGUCUAAAUCAACUAAUAUUUAAUUCUUGCAAAGUUGUUAUUAUUUGUUUUUGAAACUUGUAUGUUGCAAAAAUCACUGUUAAAAAAAGGAUCAGCUUAAAACUUGUAAUGUAAAUUCUGCAAUUGUUAUUGAAAUUGAAGAUGCUUAACAAAAUGCCUCUGUCAUUAUCCAUCAAUGGAGGUGGCAAAUAAUGUUCUCAGUAUUUUUCACUGGGUCAUGAAUGCUAUAAUGAAAGUUUUAGUCCAAAGUUGAAGUGCCAUAAUGUAAUUAUUUUCUAUUUCAAAAAACUGCAGAAGCAGUGCUUGCCUGAUGUGUCUCACUUAAAGUGCUGCCUUUGAUUACACUUUUGUAACAUGUAAUAAAUUCUGAAGAUC